AUGCGAACAAUGAAAGCCGAAUGGAGGACAUGCCCUCGAUGUAAAAACCAAGGGCUGAAGCCGGACAUGAUGAGUUGCGACAAGCAGGGAUACACAAAGUAUUGGUGGAUCUGUGAGAAUUUUAAUGUCUGCAACUUUCCACUCGACAUGCCUUCAAACAUCUAUCACGUCAAUCAAAGUCCAUUUCAAAAACGUCAAAAAUGCAUACCACUUCCAAACAUCCUCAAACUCCCGGAAAAAUAUCGCUACUUGUAUCCGCUGACAUUCUCUAACUCUCGACCAACUUCAAGAUGUUCAAGUGUGGUUUCCAAUUCAGCAAAUUCUAGAAAUGAGACAACAAUUGAUUCGUCUGAUGGAACAAUUUCGGAAAAGUCAAGUGGGCAAGACCGUUUGAAAGCUGAUAGUGUCUGGAUAGCGGAUAAUAAUAAUUCUACCCCAUCCACCUCCGCACAAUCGAAAUCUGAAACCGCUGAUAUUGAUAACGACAACAUUGAUGAGGAAAUCGAAGCGGCUGCUAGAAAAUGUGGUACAAGCCGAACGAUCAGAAGGAAACGGUUUCACAAUAACUCCUCGAAGUCGUGGUCAUCUCUAAUUGAGAAAGUUGCUGCAGAUCCGAAAGCAUCGACUUCGAUUCUCAAAAUGGAGGAAUCCGAGUUGGUGCAUCGAAUGGAGGAGUUUUUUGAAGACCGGUACUUCCAACUUGUUCCGACUACAUUCAAACGUCCAGGAGUACGAGUAACCUACCAAGUUGAAGAUGUUGAGAAAUGCUUACAAACCAUUACUCACAAAGAUUGGACAAGUGCUAGAAAACGAUUGACUACAAUGUCAGUUUCUGAACAAGUUGCAAUGAAAACAUCGAAUGCUGAAGAGCUGUUAAAAAGUGUUGGAAUCAAUUUGCAAGAAAGAAGGAAAGCAGUUGGAGAGAAAGUUGGAAAAAUUAUGAGAGGACUAAGCUCUGAAAACAUGCCGAAACGAAGGAAGCUCGCCGAAGAGAAACGGAAAGUAACAGAACAGAAACGAAGGGAAUCUAUUCAGAACACUAUCCAUAAAUCAGUUUCUGCGAGAAUUCUGAAUAAAAAGUUGAGACGAGACGAGGAGGAAAGAUCUCGUGCGAGUACUCCUGCCAGUUCAAUUCACGACUUCCAACGAUUCGAUGAAGUAUUGCCACAAGAGCCCGCGUCAUCAUCCUAUUAUGUUGAACCAGAUGCGAAUCCAGAGCCUGUGCAAUUUCAUCUUGGAAAUGAAACAGAAGAUGUCGCGGACGAUCAGGAUCAUCAUUGGGGAUUUGAUUUGGACGGACUAUAUGAUAGUAUUCACGCUGACAACAAUACAAUUCCAUUAGACCCUCAUAUGGAUGCAAUUCUCUCUCAACUGGAUGACCCUAAUAUUCCGGCAGAACAUGAAGAGAGUCAGGAGCGCCCACGACACCUGGAAGAGGAACAACAUCAUUAUUCUGGUGACGAGGCUGAUGCAGCUGAUGUCGACGGAAUUGAUUUUACGGGUUUCGGUGAUGAUGAUGGACAAAGUUUCGGAGGAAAUAAUAAUUCUAAUUUUGAUUUUGUUAAUGAUAAUUUUGGAUUCUAA
Molecule: messenger RNA, 1584 nt
Organism: Caenorhabditis remanei
Lineage: Eukaryota; Metazoa; Nematoda; Chromadorea; Rhabditida; Rhabditidae
Exons: 6
Coding region: 1-1584 (527 amino acids)
Source: RefSeq, a predicted model, not a curated record